CAUUUCACAGGCCUGCCUUCUCUCACUAACGAUCUUCCUCGUCCCCGGGCCAACUCGGACAGUUUGCUCAUUUAUUGCAACGGUCAAGGCUGGCUCCUGCCAGAACAGCGCGCGCGCGCACACACGGGGGGAAAACUUUUUUUUUUAAAAAAAUGAAAGCCUAGACUAGCUCACCAGCGGCGCGGGCGCUGCGCGAGUGGUUCGGAGUUGACUCCCUGCAGCAGGAAAUCCCUCGGGUCGCGACGCCCGGCCCCCUCUCGGCGCCCGCGGGGGAUGGUGCAGCGCUCGCCGCCGGCCCCGAGAGCUGCUGCACUGAAGGCCGGCGACGAUGGCAGCGCGCCCGCCGCCCGCGCCCCCCGCCCGCGCCCUCCUGCUCGCCCUGGCCGGGGCUCUGCUCGCGCCCCGCGCGGCCCGAGGGGUGAACUUGGGAAGCAAGUUAGCACCUUCCAUGGAACAGGCCCAAAGGCAGGAGUCGGGAGGAGCCUCUGAGGUCCUCAGUGCCUCUCUUUUGAGUGGAGACCUCUGGAACCCGAUGGACAGCAUCGACUCAAAGAAUCAUCCACAAGUGUUGAAUUUUCGAUUACAACUGGAAAGCAAAGAACUGAUCAUAAAUCUGGAGAGAAAUGAAGGUCUCCUUGCUAGCGGUUUCACGGAAACUCAUUACCUGCAAGAUGGCACUGAUGUCUCCCUUGUUCGAAAUUACACGGGUCACUGUUACUACCACGGACAUGUGCAAGGCUAUUCUGGUUCGAUGGUCAGUCUCAGCACUUGCUCUGGUCUCAGGGGACUUAUUACAUUUGAAAAUAAAACCUACAUCUUAGAACCAAUGAAAAAUGCAACCAAUAGAUACCAGCUCUUCCCAGCGGAGACCCUGAAGGGCGUCUGGGGGUCGUGUGGAUCACAUCACAACACGUCGGGGCUCGCUGCGGAUAACAGGCUCCCACCACCCUCCCAGAGGCGGGCAAGAAGGCAUAAAAGAGAGACCCUCAAGAUGACCAAGUACGUCGAGCUGGUUAUUGUAGCAGACAACCGGGAGUUUCAGAGGCAAGGAAAAGAUCUGGAAAAAGUUAAGCAGCGAUUAAUAGAGAUCGCUAAUCACGUUGACAAGUUUUACAGACCACUGAACAUUCGAAUAGUGUUGGUCGGCGUGGAGGUGUGGAAUGACAUCGACAAAUGCUCUAUAAGUCAGGACCCAUUCACAAGCCUCCAUGAAUUUCUGGACUGGAGAAAGAUGAAGCUUCUACCUCGCAAAUCCCAUGACAACGCACAGCUUAUCAGUGGGGUUUAUUUCCAAGGGACCACCAUCGGCAUGGCCCCGAUCAUGAGCAUGUGCACGGCCGAGCAGUCCGGAGGAAUCGUCAUGGACCAUUCAGACAGCCCCCUUGGUGCGGCCGUGACCCUGGCACAUGAGCUGGGCCACAAUUUCGGGAUGAACCAUGACACCCUGGAGAGAGGCUGUAGCUGCAAGAUGGCUGCCGAUAAAGGAGGCUGCAUCAUGAACCCUUCAACUGGGUACCCGUUCCCCAUGGUGUUCAGCAGCUGCAGCAGGAAGGACCUGGAGGCCAGCCUGGAGAAAGGCAUGGGGAUGUGCCUCUUUAACUUGCCAGAAGUCAAGCAGUCUUUCGGGGGCCAGAAGUGUGGGAAUGGAUACGUGGAAGAAGGCGAGGAGUGUGACUGCGGGGAACCGGAGGAAUGUACGAAUCUCUGCUGCAAUGCCACCACCUGUACCCUGAAGCCGGACGCUGUGUGCGCACAUGGGCUGUGCUGUAAAGACUGCCAGCUGAAGCCUGCAGGAACAGCAUGCAGGGACUCCAGCAACUCCUGCGACCUUCCGGAGUUCUGCACAGGGGCCAGCCCCCACUGCCCAGCCAACGUGUACCUGCAUGACGGGCACCCGUGUCAGGGGGUGGACGGCUACUGCUACAACGGCAUCUGUCAGACCCACGAGCAGCAAUGUGUCACGCUCUGGGGACCAGGUGCUAAACCUGCCCCUGGGAUCUGCUUUGAGAGAGUCAACUCGGCAGGUGACCCUUAUGGCAACUGUGGCAAAGACUCCAAGAGUUCCUUUGCCAAAUGUGAGACGAGAGAUGCCAAAUGUGGAAAAAUCCAGUGUCAAGGAGGUGCCAGCCGGCCAGUCAUUGGUACCAAUGCAGUUUCCAUAGAAACGAAUAUCCCACUGCAGGAAGGAGGCCGGAUUCUGUGCCGUGGGACCCACGUGUACUUGGGCGAUGACAUGCCGGACCCAGGGCUUGUGCUUGCCGGCACAAAAUGUGCAGAUGGAAAAGUCUGCCUCAACCGUCGAUGUCAAAAUGUCAGCGUCUUCGGUGUUCACGAGUGCGCCCUACAGUGCCACGGCCGAGGGGUGUGUAACAACAGGAAGAACUGCCACUGCGAGGCCCACUGGGCGCCUCCCUUCUGUGACAAGUUUGGCUUUGGAGGAAGCACAGACAGCGGACCCAUCCGGCAAGCAGAUAACCAAGGUUUAACGAUAGGAAUCCUGGUGACCAUCCUGUGUCUUCUUGCCGCUGGAUUUGUGGUCUAUCUCAAAAGGAAGACAUUGAUCCGACUGCUGUUUACAGAUAAAAAAACCACCAUUGAAAAGCUAAGGUGUGUGCGCCCUUCCCGGCCAUCCAGUGGCUCCCAGCCUGCUCAGGCUCACCUCACCCACCUCAGCAAAGGCCUGAUGAGGAAGCCACCGCAUUCCAACACCCCGAAGGACAAUCCCAGGAGACUCCUGCAGUGUCAGAACGUUGACAUCAGCAGACCCCUCAAAGCCCUCGACGUCCCUCAGCCCAGUUCGCCUCAGCGAGUGCUCCUGGCCCUCCACCAGGCUCCUCCUCGUGUGCCCACCGUCCCCGCCAGACCUCUGCCGGCCAACCCUGCACUCAGGCAGGCCCAGGGUACCCGUAAGCCAAACCCUCCUCAGAAGCCUCUGCCUGCAGAUCCUUUGAACAAGACGACCCGGCUCACCAAUGUCUCAGCCAGGACCCUGGGACAGCAGGAAUCCGGGGUCCGCCUGGCGCCCCUCAGACCUGCUCCGAAACAUCCACAUCAAGUGCCCAGACCCACCCACACCGCCUAUAUCAAGUGAGACGCAAGCCAACACCUUUUUUCAACAGUGAAGACAGAAGUUUGCACUAUCUUUCAACUCCACUUGGAGUUAGUUUUUGUACCAACUUUUAGAAUUUUUUUUAAUGUUUAAAACACCAUUAUUUUAAGAACUUUGAGCUACUGCCGUCGGUGCUGUGCUGUGCUAUGGUGCUCUGUAUACUUGCUCAGGUACUUGUAAAUUAUUAAUUUAUGCCGAAUGCCUGUUACAGUGCAGUGCGCUGUAGUAGGCAUUUUUACCAUCACUGAGUUUUCCACGGAAGGAAGGCUUCUUGUGCUUUUAAUAGUUGUGAACUUGAAAUAUCGUGCUUUAUGGGAUUCUGGACAGGAUGUUUACUUUUGGCUUGAGGCUUUAUUGGAGAGCAGCUCCCCGGCUACUCAUGGCUCUGGUUAUGGUACUGGACACAGCUCAGGAGACCCCAGGUAGAACCCUGAGUGAUUUUCUGGAACCCCUGAUCUCAGGCCAGAGCCAGGGGCUUCCUGACCUGGAGGCUCACCAGCCAGGAGCACAUUUGGAGAGCAGGCAAAGAAGUUUGCUUUACGGAAACACCAUGAACUUCUUUUCCUGGCUGCCCUUUACAGAGUGCUGGCAUCAGCGCUUUAUUGAGGUGGGGAAAAGGUGGUGUUUCUGCAAGAAAGCUGCUGCCCAGGCCCUGCACGCCUCCACCUCCCCGUGCCGUUUGGGGCUAAGCAAAUUACCACCAUGUCUUCUCUGCUGGAAUACAGUGAUCCUGUGUUCAGACAGAUAGAUGAGGCUUUCCAUGGGACCAUAACUAUUUUCAGAUGUGAACCAGUAACCAGAUCUAGUGAAUCAAUUCUGUUGAUAAAAGUCUCCUUUUAUUGCAAGGUUCAACUUAUUAAAAAUUAGCCAGAAUCCCUAGGCUUGCAAAAGCUACAACCAAAUGGAAUGCUGUGUUUGUUGGUGUAGGCUAUGUCUGCUUUCCUUAUUAGUGUAUGCUGGACAAAGAACCAUGAGUUAUUAGUAAGUUGUCUUUGGGGCAUCCUAUUUUCCCAGCUUGGCUGCAGGAACCGUGAGAAGAUGUUUUUAGCAUAAAGUGAAUCUAUUUCUUAAACACUCGCAACCUACCUGUUGAGCAUCACAGAAAGUGAUGAGGAAAUCAAUUUCCUGAUCCUAAAUAUUCAUAAAAUGCAGUCUUGGGCAGCAGCCCCUUCAACCUUUUACUCUUCAAAGGUCUGAUGGGGAAGCCGUUUUCACAAGAUCUUGAAGACGCCUGUAUCUAAUGGCAUGAAAAUUACAAAAAAAACAGACAAGGUAAAAUGCCAUUAUGCCUCUCGUCUUCGUGGGGUCAUAUGUGACUAGUUUUCACAUUAGGAGGCAAUUGACAAGAGUUCCGUAAUUCACUCUGAGUGUGUUAUGAUAAACACUUCAUCUGGGGUUAUUUCAAUGAUUUUUCUAUGCCUUGAAGCAGAAAGACAAAACGUCCCAAGCAUCUUGGUUUGCCUUCCAGAAAACAAGACUGCAUUUAGCCCUCCCCAUGUUCCCCGCAGUAUCUAGGCAACAUAGUAUUCACGACUGUGGAUAAACUAAGUAAAUCCAUAUCACAAAACACACACAAAAGGGAACCCAGCUCUAAUACAUUCCAAUUCUUAUAGCAUGCAUCUGUUUAUUAUACAAUUAUUAAUGUCUUAAAAAUGUAAAGCCAUGUUAUAAAAUAUUACUGCUGAUGAGUACAUACAGAAUUACUGUAAUUGAUAUUAUAUAAUUGUAUUAAGGCCAAAACAUAUACUAUUGAAAAGUUUACAGAAUUUUUAUGGUGCAUUAUGUGGGUAUUGUCUUUAUAGCUGCCCAAAUCCUUAGAUCUGGCAUUUGUGCCCCUUCUCCUAUUGUGGGGAGAGGAUGUGAACUGACUUUGUGUGUGUCUGUCCUUAGUUACAAUUCCUGUGCUUCUAUUUCAGAGAACCAGGAAUCGUUUGAUAUUAAAGGAAGUUAAUGCUGUGAUCUUACACCAUGUCAUCAAUGGCCACUUAGGGGCUGUGGCUGAUGACACAUUCUUAUCUCUACAGUACUAAUUGCUUUUUUAGAGCCAUGCAAUUUAUUUCUGGAUAAGAACAUAUUUAAACCUAAUAUCCCCUCAUAAUACACAGAUAUUAUUAAAGGAACAAUACUUCCAAGAUGCAGUAUUUAGCAGCUGAAGCAUACUUAGCAAUAACUUCCAUUAUAAUAUAACUUAGGAAAGGAACCAAUAGCCAGGUUUUGGGGGGAGGGAGUUAUUCCUCCCCCUUUUUAUAUCCUCAUAGAUGACGGAAACAAAAAUAAAUACUUAUAUUUCAA
Equus caballus (horse) is the source of this 5401-nucleotide messenger RNA. RefSeq names its product ADAM metallopeptidase domain 12 (gene ADAM12). The record is from RefSeq and is a predicted model, not a curated record. Gene Ontology annotation, biological process: proteolysis. Gene Ontology annotation, molecular function: metalloendopeptidase activity. NCBI's taxonomy places the organism in Eukaryota, Metazoa, Chordata, Mammalia, Perissodactyla, Equidae.